AUGAAGACAGAGCCAAGCUGUGUGGAGACGCCAGAGACUCUCCAGGAGGCCAAAGACUUGCUCCAAAAAGCGGUGCGCGGACACAAGGAUGCCCCGGAGGAGCAAGACGAAAGCAAUUACGUCGAUUUGGAGUCAGUGGACGUGAAUCCAGGUGGGACAAAUCCGGAGAACGACUGUGGCGUGGUCAAUGAAACCAAUAUUCAAACUAAGACAACAAAUAAUUCUGGCAUUUGGAAAUGCGAAGAAGAUGUCCAGGAGGGUCCCUCGGAUCUAUCACACCUCCCCUGUCUGAACGCAAAGUCAGAGCUUUGCUUCAAAUCUGGAGACGAAGGCGAGCGCGCCAUGACGCAGCCCGAGGUGUCUCCAGAAGACAAAGCCCCUCCACGAGCUCAGGGAUUACACCGCAGUGAUCAUUAUCUGGACGGGAGAAGUGAGUCGGAUGAUUUUGAGGAGGAUGACGAUGUUAGUUUGGUGCUAUCCGACGACUGCGUCCCGUGCGUAACGGAGGAUGAGUCCCAUUACAUUACCACGCACGAGAUCCAGGUCUCGGAGCUCUCUGACCACGAUGAGGAUUACCUCGGGGUGGGCUCCUCCACCAGCUGGGACGUCGAGAAUGACAACCAGGUGUACUCUUUUGUCGAUUACGCCUCAUCGGAAGGUGAUGCGGCGGUGGGGGAGAGGGGGGACGCCCGCCAGCCUCGCUCUCAGGGCGGAGCAGCAGCAGUCAGCACUCUGCUUGAAAGUGAUCCGUGCGACGGGGCCAAGUUUACAAGCUCAGAUGAGAGUGUGUCAAAGCCCCAGCAGCAGCAGCAGCAGCGGCGCAGUGGCAGCAGUGUGGGACAGAUCCACCUGUCAAUCAGAACCACUUCUCGAGCUAUAAAUGACCCUGGCAGCAUCCAAGAACAGGGGAAUAUACUCCAUCAUGCCAGGCGCUCCGGGGAUACGAGUCGCUAUGUGUUUAGGGGGGUUGAUGGGAAGGCAGAGGCGGUGUGUGACAGGGCGAAGUGUUUCAUAGCCGCGCCCGGACGCUGGCACUUUGGCCGCACAUUCAGAGGGAAAGAGGUCGCCGGGUGUUCCAGCGGUGCAUCCAGCGAGCCGGACGACGCUGACAAGGAGGUGCGCAACCUGACAGACAAAUCCUUCAAGAGCCUGGCAUAUCCUUACGUUGAUGCCAUCAAUGUCAGCGCCUCCAGCGAGUCCUCUGCAUCAGGGAUCAACAGGUGGGCCACGUUUGUUGACCUGCAAUAUGGCAAAAUGAACAUGUCACGGGGACUGGACCAAAGUGUGGGUUCCCAUCAAAACUCACUGGCUUCUUUUGAAAUAGCCAAGAAUAGAGACAAUAAAGGUUACAAGGGCAUCGCGCUGGCGAGCAUCAAACCGCCCCCCAGCAAGGUCUUCACUCUGAAUGGCGACCCCCACCGCGCAUCGUCAUCCAAACAAAUGGAGCUGAUGGGGGGCCACAGCGGAGUGAUUACACUCACGGAGACUCUGAAUUUCCGUUGCAAUGUCAAAUCAGGAAUGUCUGGGGGAGAAAGGAUCACUAAGUUUGCACACAACGCUGCAGGAUCACGUUCCACAGAUGAAGUAACCAACAGUUUACCAAGGAGAGGGGCCAGCAAGUCGCCCUCUAACACCAUGGAAGACACGCACAAGAAAGCCACAUUUGCAUCGAGCAUGAUCCAAAAUGUGAUUUCUAAAAAGAUGCAGUUCGAGCAGGAGCGGAAGAUGGAACGAGGGGAGAUAAGCGAGCGGCACCCGACGCCCUCCCCGUGCUUCGUGCACCAGGAGAGCGACGGACACCGGGAGAGGGGGUGCAGGGAGCUGCGCAGACGGAGCUCCAGGUUAUCCGAGAGCAGCGCCGAGUACGCCAUAAUGUGCGUGGAUGAGUCGGGGGACUUCGUGGCCAAUGAAGCUGGGAUCGCAGCUCCAAAAGGUGAGUUGGACGCGUCCAAAAGCCCGCUGCAUCGCAGCCAACAUAGCGCCUUCAGAUGCUGGAAGGACGAGGAGCUCGAGCUCCCAGAGGAUCAUGAACACGAUCAAACUCCGGAGAAGGCGCCCUGGGCUGACCACGGAGAGGGCGAGCAGUCCUCAUCGGGAAGAGGCAAAGUGACUAAAAUGUCACAUUUGUUUGUGCCAAGUAUCCAAAUGCUAUUUGAGAAGAAUAGCAUUAGAGAAGCCGCACAGCAGCUGCAGAACAGGAAUGAUUGCCCAUAUGGAGACGGAGGAGAGAUCCAACUGCGCCCUGACAACACGUCACACAGCGCGGCGACAUCUAAAUGUCCGGAAAUUAAAAUGAACUUGAGGAGCGUUAGAGACAAUAAAACAGAGCCGUUUGGCGUCUCCAGACCGCGCGCUCCUAAUAUAGACAGUGACGUCAGACCGGAGCACACACAGAGCCAGGCGCUGGCUGCGGCUCUGAAGGCUGAGUCCUCAGACAAAGUGCCGCAUUUCAUGGUUAGAGACAUCAGAGAUAACAAAGCGACGCUGCAGACGCCCAUUUACCAAGUGAGAGACGUGCGUAAAAUGGUCAAAAGUUCCUAUCACUGUGUCUCUUUGGAUAACAACGAACAUAAAUCUGACAGCCACUCAGAGCAAAACAAGCAAAUGUCCUCUCGGAAUCCUAAUUCAGUGUCCCCUAUCGUGAUCAAGUGUCAGUCUGUGAAUACAACCAGUUACGGGAAACAGUUAUCUCAACAGGAGCUGUUUGACACGGACAGGUCGUCUCCACAGGGCGACAACAAUGCUCUGCUGCAAAGAACAGCAGGGAGAGCACCCCUAGGUGUCUCCAAGGAUUCCUCAGAUGGAGACAUUGGGCUCAGAAUUAGAAGCAGAGCGGCUUCAAUGAAGCAGGAAAAAAUAUCAGACAUCACAGAUAAGAAACCUGAGUCAAAGAUUGCGAACCAGGGGCCUUUGGAAAAACUCCAGGCUGCGGUGAAAACCAUGGAGCAGUUGUAUAAAUUUGAAAAAAAUGAAUGGAAAAGGAAGAAUGAGCAACAUCUACUGACAGACAGCCACGUGCUCUCCCUGAUAGCCUGUGAGGAGCACGGAGGACUGGAGGAGGACAGCAGGAUAGCGUCCAGCAUGGACAGGACAGCCAGAAGAGACUCCUAUCUCGACAAUGACAAGACGCCACCAGCACCAGCACCGGCGGCGUUCCCUGCAACUGACUGCAGCCUGCUGCGGCAAGAGGACAACGACCUCCCCGUGGUCUUCCAGACUCCUGGCAGCCGAGAGGACAGGCUGGUUGCGAGGUCAAUGCAAGGGAACAAAAACAUGUUCAGCCUCAGCUCUAGCCUCAAGUCCCAGCGAAACACCAUCACGCAGACACCUUUCAGCACCAAAAGCUGUGUCCCCAAGUCCCCCAAAUUGCCCGUGUCCUUAAAAGAAAGCCGAACGAAGCCAAGUGUAAAUGAAGGAUCCAAAUCAAAGGAGGCCGAGUGGUCCACACAGGAGCUCUUUAGGGCCUCAGCUGACAACAAGAACUACCUCACCAUUCCGGUAAAGUCUCACGCCAGCAGCAAAAAACAAGCCUCAUCUGCUGAUCAAACGUCAGUGUACACAUUUACCACCCCAACUCAACCAACCACUACUUCAAGACUCAUGGGAUCCGGUGCCAGGGUCUUUGAAGAACACAACCAGUCCCCUGAACGGUCCAGCAUUGUGAUGGACACACGUUCACCUGAGUUCCCUCCUGCUACCAUCUACCACUCUUUGCCAUUGGGCAUAUCCACCAAUCAGCCUCAGGUGUAUUGCUUCUCUCCAGCGAUCACCCCUGCUCCCACUCUGGACCCCUUCCAGGCCACCCAGAGGAAGAUGCUCCUGGAUCCCACCACUGGGAGCUACUACCUGGUGGACACUCCUGUGCAGUCGGCCACCAAGCGCCUCUUUGACCCCGAAACUGGCCAGUAUGUGGACGUGCCCAUGCCGCAAUCUCCCAUGACCCCGCUGCCCAUGCCAAUCUCACCUUUGGCCCUCAGUCCAGGAGCAUACGGACACACCUACAUGAUCUACCCGGGCUUCAUGCCGACACCAUCUGUGAUCCAGGCCCGGACGCUGGUGCAGUCGCAGAUGUCGAUGCAGUCGGAGGCGGAGGGUGGAGGGAAGGCCCUGUCCCAGCAGGCUGAGGGCAUGUACAUGGACAGUCCCUGCUACAUAGCGGCCUACGGGGCUCAACAGCAGGCCGCCAUCAACAGGCCGCCGCAGGGCUUCUCCGGCGGCAAGCAGCCGGUCAUCAGCUUCGGCUCCCAGCAGGAGCCCCGGAUCAUGGCUCCGCCCUCAUUUGACGGGACCACCAUGAGCUUCGUGUUGGAGCACAGAUGA
Cyclopterus lumpus (lumpfish) is the source of this 4320-nucleotide messenger RNA. RefSeq names its product chromosome 18 C4orf54 homolog (gene c18h4orf54). Lineage: Eukaryota; Metazoa; Chordata; Actinopteri; Perciformes; Cyclopteridae. Bases 1 to 4320 code for a protein of 1439 amino acids. The record is from RefSeq and is a predicted model, not a curated record. The transcript has a single exon.